This is a messenger RNA of Acanthaster planci (crown-of-thorns starfish), 1881 nucleotides long. Its product is annotated as O-acyltransferase like protein-like. The record is from RefSeq and is a predicted model, not a curated record. Gene Ontology annotation, molecular function: acyltransferase activity, transferring groups other than amino-acyl groups. NCBI's taxonomy places the organism in Eukaryota, Metazoa, Echinodermata, Asteroidea, Valvatida, Acanthasteridae.
CCGAAUUCUUUUCGGAUAAUCGGUCUCUGCUUCCCUGCUAAUUGCUCUGAGUCUGAUCUGAAGCAACUUUUCGAGCCUGUACCGUUUAUUGGACCAUAUAUUGAAAUAACUUCCUGUGUAGGACCAUACCCUUGGAAGCCCUGGGCCAUUGUCACAGUAUGCAUUUUGUGUUUCUUCCUGUUAUUGGUAACCAUGGGAACGGUGUACCACGUGAUGAUUCGUCCAAGGAAGACCAGCAAAUAUAAAGUAGAGGCUAGUUUGGAGAAAACUGCGGAGGAGCAAGAAAAAAAGGAUAAUUCCUUUGAAAAGACCGACUUAGAACUUAAGUACGGCAGUAAUGGAACGGCGACUGUUGCUUCGAAGAAAGAUCUGGAAGCUAACGGUCAUGCGACCCACUAUAAUGAAGGAUUCGUCGAUGAAGAGGGUUCUAAAAGCAAUUCGAAUGACAAUAACUCUCCGGCUGAUCACGCCCGUGGAAAGGCAAAACCCCCUCAGCAAAAGACCAAGACGUCAGGUUUUAUCGAUGAUAUCAUGAUGGGAUUUUCAUCCAUCAACAACGGCUCGAAAAUACUUAACACCGAAUCAACGGCAGGAAAUCUCGGCGCUUUAAACGGCAUUCGUGUCAUCAGCAUGUGGUGGAUUAUUCUCGGCCACACUUUAUACUACCUUAUUUUUGGCUAUCUUGAUAAUGCCACUUACAUGUAUUACAAGCUCUACAACUCCUUCCUAUUCAGCGUUAUUGUCAGCGCAAAUUUGUCCGUAGACACCUUCUUCUUUUUAAGUGGGCUCCUACUCACAUAUCUCACCUUGAAGCAUCUUAGGAAAGCCAAAGGCAGACUGAACUGGUUUCUCUUCUAUCUGCACCGCUUCGUCCGUCUCACUCCGGCCUACAUGGUGGCCAUCGCCAUAUGGGCUAGCCUGGCCAUUCAUUUUGGCCAGGGACCCGCUAAGAAGAACUUCUUCGAAGCGGCAGCGGACGCCUGCCGGAAGUACUGGUGGACAAAUCUGCUGUACAUAAACAACUUGUACCCGUUUCCUGGCGAUUUAGGACUCCAGUGUCUCGGUUGGUCUUGGUAUCUGGCCAACGAUAUGCAAUUCUUCAUCAUUAGCCCCAUCAUCAUCUACUUGCUGUACAAAAACGCCAAGCUGGGAAUGAGCCUGAUAAUGGUAUUAUGUCUGGGCUCUUUUGGCAUCACUGCCUAUCUAGCUGCUUAUUACGGGGCACCAGUUGGACUUUACCCCGCUUACAACAACAAUACAGUCGUUGUCUACGGGAGCACCACAGCAGACGUUAUAUACGGCAAGCCCUAUUGUCGUAUCCCAGCUUAUUUGGUUGGCAUGGUUUUUGGAUACGUUUUCUGUCAGGUGCAGGGGAAACCCUUUAAAAUGAGCAAGUGCCUCAACCUCUUCAUGUGGUUUUUGUCUACGGCUGUCGCCCUGUCUGUCGUGUAUGGGCUGUACAGGGACGAAGGAGGCGUACCACAAUAUGCCGCCGUGUUGUAUACAGUUUUCUCGCGACCUGCUUUUGUGAUGACCGUAGGCUGGGUCGCAUUUGCCUGUGUUGUAGGCUAUGGUGGACCCGUCAACAGCCUGCUGAGUUGGGGUGUCUGGGCUCCCUUGAGCCGCCUCACCUACGGUGCCUACCUCCUUCAUUCCAUCAUCUUGUACGUCAUCUACACGAGUUCCAACGUACAGUAUCACUUCAGCUACAUGGAAUGGGUGUGCCUGUUUUUAGCUAAUUUGAUAUUGGCGUACGGGGCCGCCUUCAUAAUGUCGAUCGGCGUGGAAGGUCCGUUCAUGGGACUAGAGAAAGCUCUACUAGGUGGAGGGAUGCGAGGCAAGAAGAAAUGAGAACUGGUCCCGCGUACAACUGCGGGUGUG